UUAAAAUUAGCUAACCUUAGCUAUAAUAAUUUAAGUCUGGGACAAGCCGGGCCAGGGAAUGUUAACGUAUUGUCAAUACAGAUCGUACUGUAGUUUCCUUUACGCCCCCUUGACUUUUUUUUUUUUUUCGGCUAGAAAGUGGUUGCAAAUUUAUUAGCAACUUUUCCUUUAUGGGGAAAACAUGACGAUUUAGGUCUAUUUGAGAUCUUCAGUUGAAGCACGUUUUACAUUUGAGUUUACUCCAUCUUAUUCUGAAUAUGUAUACGCCAUAGUCAUUUAGUUUAAAAAACAAAAACAAAAAAAACAAAACCCUUCAGCCAGUGUUCGUAAUGGUCGUACCAGUCUAAGGCACUGCGAAUUAUUUUGAAAUCGCAACCGGAAACUGUAUGAUGGACGUUCCUCCUGGACGUGUUGACGCUCCGUACGUAUCAGGUUUAUGACAAAAAGCGAGCCGAGUGGCAGCGGCCCCCCGAAACAUGUCUGUAAUCCCCGGGAUGACACGGUGAACACCACCGGGGAUGGGAAUUUCCCCGCCGCUUAGACCAGCGAAUCACCAGACCGCGGCGAGGCCACCGGGGCGUUAAGACGAACAGAGGCCACCGGGCUCUGCGUUUAUUCAAGAGAAGAUGGCGGAGUUCUCGCCCGUCCUGCCGAUGCGGGAUGGAGGAGGACGACUCGGUCAGCCCAUCUUCCCCCGGUCCAGGUCCGGUUCCGAGUCCGAGAGCGAGCUGUCCCAGAGCCUGGCUCGCACCAAGAUCCGGUCGUACGGCAGCACAGCCAGCGUCACGGCCUCCCUGGGGGAGAAGUACAUAGAGCAUCGGGUCACAGACAGCGAUACCCUUCAAGGGAUUGCUCUCAAAUACGGUGUCACGAUGGAGCAAAUCAAGAGAGCCAACAAGCUGUUCAGCAAUGACUGCAUCUUCUUGAGGAACAGCCUCAACAUCCCCGUGGUGUCGGAGAAGCGCUCCAUAUUUAAUGGACUGUCGCUGGAGUCUCCUGAUGGGGACGGUGACGCAGCGUGCCCGGAGGCCGAGACACCUUGCAUUGUGACGCAGGAUAUCGAGGGACCCUCGCCACCCCCUUCUCCGCCCGCUGAGGUCUCCAGGCGCCCCCAGCCCCAGCCCCAGCCAGAGGAGCUGUCUGCCAAAGACUUCUUACACAGACUGGACUUGCAAAUUAAACAGUCAAAGCAGGCUGCGCGUCGGCUGAAAGAAGAGGAAGUAAGGAGGGAUGAGGAGAACUACACGGCUCCCACAACGUCAUACCAGGAAAUAUAAAAGACCUGUCUGUUUACCUGAAGCCCUGUCUCGGGCACACACACACACACACACACACACACACACACAGUACCACAACCUACUUCCUUUUUCUUUUCUUUACCUUUUUUGCUUUUAUCAAACCACGCUGAACAAAAGUGUCAUGUUUGCCUUUUUAUUUAUUGAUAAGCAAUUAUUAUGAUGUAUAUGGUUGUCAUUGUUUUGUACAGUUGUACUGGGAGACUUAAAAGCGCGGAGGAGCAUCUGGUAUUAAUAGCAUCCGAGCACAUGUGCCCAUCCAGUCAGCUUACACAUCUGAAGCUGCUGUAUAAUGUGUAAGAUAGUCAGAGAAAAUGCUGCAUAUGUUCACAUACACACAAACGCAAACUUGCAUUCACUCACACACACACACACACACAAAGCACUAAGCAAUUCCAGAAGGAUUAGCCUGUUCAACUUGCUAAACGCUGCUCAUGUUCUCAAUCCUCUCCUAAAAUAGUAUCAUUGGAAAGCAUAUUCAGGCCUUUCUAAAACAGUGUUUAUCCUGUAUGAGCACACCCCAAACAGAGGCGGUGGAUGGACUCAAGCCUUUGUUGCAUUUGCCUCAUAGAUGCUUUUAUCUUUAGGAACAGAAGGGACUGCUCUAUUUUUGAAGUGUGAAUGCAUUAUUUAUGUGUGUUGACAACUGUCUGUAACAGCUGUUCUUUGUGAUUUUACAUUGUGUUUUGGUUUUAUUUGGGGAGAAUAAAUAUGUAUUUAAACCAGA
This is a messenger RNA of Xiphias gladius (swordfish), 2022 nucleotides long. It is a transcript of the gene lysmd2, whose product is annotated as LysM, putative peptidoglycan-binding, domain containing 2. The record is from RefSeq and is a predicted model, not a curated record. The transcript has 3 exons. Bases 627 to 1277 code for a protein of 216 amino acids. Lineage: Eukaryota; Metazoa; Chordata; Actinopteri; Istiophoriformes; Xiphiidae.